Messenger RNA from Symbiodinium sp. CCMP2592, 2001 nucleotides. NCBI's taxonomy places the organism in Eukaryota, Dinophyceae, Suessiales, Symbiodiniaceae. The record is from the annotation of a GenBank genome assembly.
AUGGCGGCUGAUGCCGCGCCUUUCAGCAAGGAGACACCGCGAAUCGCACUCUUGGGCCAGAAAGAUGCCCUUAACUUCGCGCUCUACCAGCUCGUGCAGGCGCGGAGGUCGCAACCCAUCGAGGUGUUGGUGCUGACGCCGAAUGACCAGCCAGCUGUGCCCUGUUGCGCCGACACUGCUGCAGUCUGUGCUUCCCUAGGCUACGAGCACCGUGUGGCCAGCAAGAACUACAUGGUGCUCGAGGUCGCCUUCGACCUGCUAAAGCGCUGGAUCUCGAAUGCCUUUCUUCGCGAGGUGCGUGACACGGCCCCGGCGGGCUGCCCCUGGCAAUCGCUGACCCGGGCACUGGAGGAGUCGCGGCGGCGACGCUGGCGUGAGGCUCACUCCGAGGGCACAGACCUGGAGCUCGAUCCCAUCACAGAGGCGGACCUCCGAAAAUCGCUGGUCCAUGCCUACAAGGAGAUGCCUGAGUCGGCGCUCCGGGUCGUGGCAGAGGCGAAGCUGAAGGACGAGCUGUCCAUCUUCCAGCUCGGGCACUUUCCGGACACGGGUGAAGUGCUGGAGCAUUGGAAGUGGUACCUCUUCUGUCUGACUUUCGAAAGUCGAGAGUUCACCUCCAACGGUGUCCAUUGGGACAAGCAUCCUGACUUGGCCUACCCCUGCAUUGUACGAGUGCCUUUGGACUUCGUGGACCUGCAGAUCUUGGCAAGAAUCUUCAAGGUGCAGAUCACGGUGUCCCGGAUGGGCCGUGAAGCCCUUCGCCUCCUACCGAGCGAGGAGGAUGGCUGUGAGGAGAUCGUGCACCUGGUUAUGCACGGAGGACUCUGGGCGCCAGUCCUUGGCUCUCGGCCUCCUUUGCGGGAGGUCGACUUCGUUGGUUCCGUGGUCCAGCUCGGCCAUGACCUGCACUGCUUCGAAGCUUUCGCUGAAAAGACGGCUUGCAUCCUCGACUUCGACGAAGUGCAGGAUUUUUGCAGGGCCUGCGUGGGGAGGCACAUCAUCCCCGUCCAGCGCGAGCGGAUCUGCAAGAUCGUUGCUUGCGACGGGUCGCAGCAUCAUCCGCGCUAUCGGAUACCACAGGUGGAGUUGAUGCGGCGUGAGAGCCGGCGCCAGCGAGCCUCGCUAGACGGCCCGGGGCCAGGCGACGCCCCAAGCUUCCACGGAAUCCCGGACGGUUCGCUCGAGUUUCAGGUGCUCCUGGAUUUGGUCACUCAGUUGGUGUGUGAGCGACUCUGCGCCACACGAUGGAAAAUCGAGGGUGAGCCGCCGGCGAAGCUCGACGACUACGCCAGGUACCUGGACAAACUGGCACACCUCGCGCCGCUGCCUCCGGUGGAGGUCAUUGAGAUGCAGCUCACGCAGCCCUACCUCCAGCGGAUGAAGGGCUCGAGCUCGGAGGACAUUGCGCCAGGCCGCCGCUCUCUUGAGGAAGUGGUGCAGAUGCUGGAACCCUCCAAGGGCCCCAGCACGGUUUGGAUCCAGUGUCCCAGCAACUUCCGGCCGCUUGCCAGCCAGAGGAACAGCCUCUUGAGCUGCGAGGCGGGCGACUGGAUUGGGCUCACGGGGCUCGGAAGGGAAUACCCUGACGGUUCGCGGCUGCUCUUGGCGAAACCCGCGGGUCUCAAGGGUGUGCCGCGGUGGAUCCUCAGCGACGUGAUUUCCCGCUUCUCUGUCAGGGAGGAGUUCGCUCCUUCAGCUGAGUGGCCGUACCCGCAGGAGUUCCUCACGCUGAAGAACGGCGAUCUUGUGCAGGUCACUGACCGUCCCAAUGGGCAGUGGCAAGGAUGGGCCCGCGGAAAGCUGUGGAAGAGCCAUGGCGACCAGGAGCCUGUCUUGCAGGAGGGCCUCUUUCCACUGCACUGUGGCCACCCGGAGCUCUGGGUGAAGAGCUGGCUCAAGGAGCGUCCAGAAGCCUCCUCUCCGUUGAAAGUGCACGAGGACGAAUCCGACUCGGGUCCGUAUCCUCCGCGUCCGUAUUCGUACGGACAUGUGAGGCGCUAG